Molecule: messenger RNA, 849 nt
Organism: Suricata suricatta (meerkat)
Lineage: Eukaryota; Metazoa; Chordata; Mammalia; Carnivora; Herpestidae
Gene: HSPB6
Product: heat shock protein family B (small) member 6
Exons: 3
Coding region: 58-546 (162 amino acids)
Biological process (GO): protein refolding; response to heat
Molecular function (GO): structural constituent of eye lens; protein folding chaperone
Source: RefSeq, a predicted model, not a curated record
ACGCAGGGGCACUGCGGAGCCUGGGGGCGGCGGCGGCGGCGGCGGCGGCGAAGCAGGAUGGAGAUCCCGGUGCCUGUGCAGCCGUCUUGGCUGCGCCGCGCCUCGGCCCCUUUGCCCGGACGCCUCUUCGACCAGCGCUUCGGCGAGGGGCUGCUGGAGGCCGAGCUGGCUGCGCUCUGCCCCGCCACGCUGGCCCCUUACUACCUGCGCGCACCCAGCGUGGCGCUGCCUGCCGCCCAGGUCCCGACGGAACCUGGGCAUUUCUCGGUGCUGCUGGACGUGAAGCACUUUUCCCCAGAGGAAAUCGCCGUCAAGGUGGUUGGUGACCACGUGGAGGUGCACGCGCGCCACGAGGAGCGCCCGGACGAGCAUGGAUACAUCGCGCGCGAGUUCCACCGCCGCUACCGCUUGCCGCCUGGUGUGGACCCUGCCGCCGUGACGUCCGCGCUGUCGCCUGAGGGCGUCCUGUCCAUCCAGGCCGCUCCCGCGACAGCCCAGGCGUCGGCCCAGGCUCCGCCGCCGCCGCCGCAGGCUGCUGCCAAGUAGGCGUCCUGCCUGGACCCAGGGAGCCGCCUCUGGCCCCCUCUUUUAAAGCCGACCUGACUCCGCCCAACCACCCACCCAAUCUGGGAUCCUACCCUGACCCUUCCCAACUAGAUCCUGCCCUGGUAACCUAGACUUUUCCACUGACACUCAUGCUCUCAUACCCACUCCAGUUUUCAAGCCCCCCCCUCCCCCACAUACACAUCUCCCUAGCUUCCAGGCCCUAUAAGCAUAACACUUCAGCCUACAGUCUCCCAGCCCCGCUGACCCCACUUUCUUGGCAAUAUAAACCCACUCAAAACUCCC